Sitodiplosis mosellana (orange wheat blossom midge) is the source of this 5955-nucleotide messenger RNA. RefSeq lists its product as uncharacterized. Bases 3229 to 5160 code for a protein of 643 amino acids. Lineage: Eukaryota; Metazoa; Arthropoda; Insecta; Diptera; Cecidomyiidae. The transcript is spliced from 9 exons. The record is from RefSeq and is a predicted model, not a curated record.
CCGAAGUGUUCAGUUGUGAAAAGGUAGCGAAAAUGACAGCAACAAUAAGUAUAAUAUUGGUGUUAGUUGCUUUUCAAGCAGCCAAAUGCUCCCCACAAAAUUCAAAGCAAUGGCUCUUUGACACAAAGGCAUUUGAUGACAAACACCAACACGUUCUUAUGCCAACAAGCCUUUUAACUGGUGCUGCUGGAGUAAUUGUAGGAAGAUUGCACGAGCACGUGUUGAAAUACACAAAAAAGCCGGAGUUAGACGACGACCAAACGACAACACCACGUCCGAAGAUAACCGAUUUCAUUUCGAAAAUUCAAAAACGCUCCAUCCAAUCAGAUGAAACGGUUUUUUUAUCUCUUGAAGACACCAGUUGUGGUUGUAGCGGUAAAGUGUCUGUUGCUGACGGAAUAGCGGAACAUCUAGCUGAAAGACGAAGCAGUGCAGUUAAAACCAGUACAAACCUUGAGUUGGAAGAAGAUGCAUCGCUGAAAAACAAGUCUGAAAAAUCGAGCGAAAGUGAAGCGAAACUUAAAAGAUCAAAUUAGCGAAGAUGUUUCUUUCCUAAAAACCAACUAUUGGCCUAAAUAUGGCGAAUGUAUCCGAACAAUAGUAGAAAAAAAAUAAAAUGUUUAAAUAUCUCAUGCUUUUCGUGUCUUCUGUUUGUAUAACAAUAUGAAAGCUUAAGAAAUGCGAAGAAAACAAUGAUUACACAGCUGAUUCAAACGGUGUUCACAACGAGAAAUAUAUUGACAUAUAUAAGCAUCCAAAUUACAACUUCAGCGCAGAAAUUCAGCGCAGUGCAAAAUGGUAUUGAGGAGGUAAUGGUAUUUUGAGUCUUAGAAGCAUCUUCAUUUUCCAUGAAUUUUACAUGUUGGUUUUCAUGAAAUGCAAAUCUAUUGAACGACACAUUCUUAUUACAUUUUCAUAGAAAAAAAAUCAGUUUUAUUUCUUCGUAAAUCCAACAUAUUCGGAAAUUAACAAAUCUGCACAUUCCACUCAUGCUCAUAAAUAACAUGCACAGUUCUAUUGAAUAUGUAUGGAAUAACACAGAAUCAAUGAAUCAGACUCAUACAAUAAUGUGAUAACCAAAGGAAGUUUCGCGUGUAUGCGUGAUGUCUAUGCGUGUUUGUAUGUAUGCGAGCACACUUCCCAUUUAUGUCUGAAACACCCUCGCACGCGACAUCCACCUACAUAAUUGUAUCACAAUAGACACAGUCUAUAGUGAAAUGAAUUCGUCGAUUUGGUUUCGUACUCGACACAGCAGUGUCAAUGCUUCCAAUUUUGAGCUUCAAUCAGUAGCAAGUUUCGACAUUAUUUCAUUACUUUUUUUUUGCAAAUAAGUAAGGGUGUGUGUAAGUGAACCGAAGUCGAAUUUCCACUUUUUUAAUACAUUCCUGAAGAGAAGAAUAGUUGAGAAAAAUUCAGUGAAUAUUCGCAGUGGAAUCAAAGGAUUUCAUUGAAAGCAAUAAACUGUGCGUUUAACAUAGAAUUUGCAAUGCAAAAACCAUUCGGAGUAAACGCAGUUUUGAUUGAUUAAAACAAGGAAUCCAAGAAAAAGGUCAACACGUUUGAAAACAAAUGCUCGUUUCUUAUCAAAUAACAGCAUAUAUGGAUGUUCAGUGAAUAUAUGUUGAAUGCUCUAAAUUUACAUCGUAGCUUUUUUUGAAAGUGAUUCUCAUAGAUAAAAAGCACAAAACAAAUGAAUUUCAAUGGGAUCAUAAUUCACGCACAACUUUUCGAUAAAUAUUGCUACAACAUAAAAACAUUGAUACAUUUUUAAGUAUUCAAGAGAUUGAUUCACUAUUUGUAAAGUGUGCUAGCUGCUGAAAUUAGAAUCGAUAUUUCAUGACUGAAAACAGUCAAUCUAUAUGAAAGAAAAACUUCUUGAGAUUAUCAAAUGAACAUUUUGAAAUAAGCUGUAACGUCGGAAACAGAUUUAAAUUAAAUUAAAAUGAAACACGUCAAACUUCCUGUAUCAAAACUCUCCCACUUUUUCCUAUUAUAUGUGCACCUUGUAUACAUACCUUGAUACACAUCACACUACAUCACAUCACAUCACAUCACAUCAUCACACUCCAUUAUACUACGUUUUAUUUAUGCAAUUAGAUAUGAAAAUAUCAUUUGAACGAUUCAAAAUGGUGAAUUUUAGAAAGUUCACGUUUCAGCAACACAUAUUUAGAAGAAACUUAGCUUUUUGAGAAAAAAAACAUUUAUUGCAUGUUGAUUAUGAAUGAAUUGAUUGAAAUUAAUUUAACGUUAAUUUAAAUUAUGAGUAGUCGUAUUUCUCAGCGAUUUAAUUGUUUAGCCAUCAAAGGAAUUUAUUUUAAGGAAUAAUAACAAGAUUAUAUGCUUUACAUCAUUCAUUAUGAACUCAUAAUCUGCAAGUUAAAAAUUGAUCGAUUUACUGAUAUGAAUAUGUUGAAAUCUUAUCAAUCAUAUAUACAAAUGUUCACUACAUAAAUCCUCAUAUUUGAAGUUUUUAGAGGAAACUUCAAGGUUAAAAUUGACUAAAUACUCAUAACUUUGAAUGUCUUAGUGUUUCGAAAGAUUUCUGUGAUGAUGUCUUCUAUGAAAUCCUAAAGCACAAGUUAUAAACCAAUAAAACACUUUUCCGUGUUUCGAAAUUUGCUGCAAAAUUCAAUUUCAAUAUGCGUUAAUAAGUAAACCAAAACCGAAUGCUCUUAGUAAAUCAUUACAAAGAAAUUAUCAGCUUAUUCUACAACGUGUUUUUGCAUGAUUGCAGUGAAUAGAUUUACGAAUUAUUUUCAUUCAUAAAACUAGUGAUAGUUUGGGUAUUAUCGUUUGAUUACCAGCUAAAUUUACCUUAAAAUAAGUCAGGUGACACUUUUCAUUUUGGCAUAUAUCAUAUGAAAAAGUGUUCAUUUAUUCAUUGGUAGACUUAUGAGAAAAGAUAAUAUUAUCAAGAGUAUAUAAUCGAAAUAACCGUCAAUAGAGCUGCAAGUGUGCUGUGGUCAAUGAAAAUACAAAAUCCCUUGGCCUAGUUAUAUACUAGUUCUUAUGAAUGUUUGAUAUUAAAAGGCAUACAUUCACUGUUAUGUGUUCCGUUUAGUGAAGACUUUUUUGCUUACUGAAUGCAAUUGUUGAUUCGUUAACUUGAAUUUAUUUAAGAUCGUUUGACGUUUUUUGGAGUGCCCGCUACGAUAGCUUUCUUUUUGUAGUUAAAUGAAUGUCAUACAGUUUAGAAAAGGUUAAAGGGAUAAGUGGUUUUAAGUAAAAAUGUACGCUGCAGCUGGGGGUGCGUCGUUGGCCUCAAGGCAAAAAAGGAAAAAUCAAGCAGCUCAAAAUGUUAAAAACAAAGCUUUACUGCAGCAAGGAUUGAAAGAUCACAUUGAUAAACUUGCUGCGUCAAGAGCUUCGAAUUUAGCACCAAAAGCACAAAGUCGACCGUUCCAUAAUUUACCAUCCUCAUACCUUCGUGCUCCACAAGCACAUGUGCGAAAGCUUUCUGCCGGUUAUACGACACAAAAUAAAAUCUUAGUACCAAUAAAUGAAUCGAACAAUCAAUACUUUGCACAUUUUCACAAUCACCAUCAUCAUGCACAUGAACAUCCCUCCCUAGCACACGAACAUCAUCAAAAUCGGCCAGUCUCACCCCGGCCCAGCAGCUCAGCCUUUCAUCCAAACACACAACGUCUAACCAAAUCAGCAACCGCUUCGAUUCCGCUUGUAACACAAUACGAUCAGUCCAGUCCACCAGACAGUCCAUUAUUAUUAAAGCAUCAUGUCUAUUUUGAAAAUGACAAUGGAGACGCAUUGAGUAAAAUAAAUGUUCCUUGUAUUGUGACACCCGCUACACCAUUACCUUCCCCCGGACCACCGACUGCUGAACAAUUAGAACGUAAAUGUAGCUUCUACCGCGGAAAACAUUUAGCUUACGAGGAUCUUUUGAAAACAGAAGAUACAGACUUCGACGAGGAAUAUCAAAUAAAACAAACGGCUAAGCAAAAUAUUUUGGAAAGAUGGACCGAUUCGGAAUGCUGUGAUUCGGAGCAUCAGCACAGUAUUUGCACAUGCGAUCACAUUGAGUGUGCACAAGGACGUUCGGCCUGGCAGCUGGAACGUGGACGGCGUUGCAGCGUUUCUGAAAAUCCAGCUUCAUGCCAUCGACGAUGGGUAAAACGUAAUCGGAUACACGAUUCAUCAUUAGGCUCAUCAGAUGAUGAUGAUUUCUUGGGCGCACUGAGGGGACCCAGUUCGUUUGCAAAUGCUUUCCUAUACGUGGGCCUGGGCACAGUUGCCCUCGGUUUAGUUAUAGUGUUUGUAGGAACCGGUGAAAAGGGCUUCAAAACAGUUGAACUCAGAUUAAUUGGACCAUCGUUGAUUGGUAUCGGGUUACUUUGUUGCAUACUUCGAAUAUUCUUUUGCAUUUGUCCGUCAAAUUGUAUAUCAUCUAAUCGUCGAAAAAUGAAACAGAAAAACGCAAAAGUCGAUGUUGAUCAUACGACAUCAUUGCUUUGUGCUGACAAUAAGCGGGUGUCGAUAGCACGAACGGCACAGACGCAAUAUCCGCAAGAGGCUCUAGACUUCUUGAAAAAACAUCCAAAUAGCAAGAUGAAUGAAGGAAUGGAAACUCUGCGAGAAAUUGCAACCACUUCAUUGUUUUUACAAAGUGAAAAGAACAACUUUACUUCAGCAAUAGAUCCGAGAAAGAAUGAAGAGAAGCUGGAAGUUAUAAGCAUUAGCGAUGAAGAAGAAAAUGGAGCAUUAGUAAAGUUAAAUCACAAUUUUCACGGAACAGCUUCUAUAUUGGAUGCAGCAAUAAAAACACCAGACACAUCAUUUGUGUUAGAGCCAGUGCGAGAAGAACAAACACGACCGAAUAAAUUAUCUAGAUCACGGGCACCUUUGAACCAACAGAAAUGUAAAAACACAAGCAGUACGAAGAUUGUGCUAUCAACAAUGGAUGAGACAUCAUUGACUUCAACCGGACAUAACGAAAAUGAUGUAGGCUAUGCUAGUACCACAUUAUCAUUGGUUCCUUCUCAACCAUUGGUUCCUUCCUUAUUGGUUGAUGGUAAUUCGUUAGCAUUAAACAGAAUGGACACAAUAAAGCCUACACAAGCAUCGACGACACAAUCAGUGGUAACUUCAUUUGCCAGCAGUUUUGAGCCCGAGCUUGUUCUUAGCCCUGCAAAAUUAGGCCAAUAAUUAUAUGAAAAAAAAUAGUGGAUGGUAUUUGAAUAAUAACUAAAUAUUAAGAAAAUUUUUAAUAAUAAUGAGACUGUAUGAUAAAUUUAAACCAUUUAAAUGCGAAAUCGAAUUGCUUAGACGAUAUAUCAUACAAAUAACUUUGAAAAUUUGACACAGAAUAAUUUGGCACAUCGAUUGAAAAUAAGAAGAUGAAAAGAAGUCGUUCUAAUGAAUCUUCUAUAGUUUUCUGCGAGAGUCUCCAAGAUCAAAUAUGUUGGAUUCCAUGUUUUUUUCGUAAAACAAUUUCUUUAGAACUUGAAAGCAAAUAUUGAAAUUUAGAUUUCGCUAAAUUUGGAAAUUGUAUGAGUCUAUCAUCUAUGUUAAUUCGAUGAUAUUUCUUUCUGUUUAAACAAUGUGUUCCAACUAGUUUUCUUACUCAAAUCUUGUAUUGGAUUUUUAUAUUUAUUAUUUUCUGUUCUUUUUAUGUUGAAGCCGAAGAACUUUUCUAAUUGACAAUCAUGAAGAACCUUUUGGUUGAAAUAAGAUUUUGAAAAGAAUGUAUUUCUGUCCGAAAGUGCGAUUUUUUUAAGCAAUCCUGUUAAUUUUUUCAAAGAAGCAAGGAUUCUUUAUUCGCACAUAUCUCAAAUGUUUCAAUUGAAUAUGAUUUUUUUUUUAAUUUUCGUUUAUAUCAUUUUAAUUCUCUUUCUAUCUAUCAUUCCCGAAACUUGAUGAAAUUAUUACUAAUUGAAGAAAAUUGCAGUAAAAUACAUAUUCGGGCAUCCAAAAUAAAGUUGAUCGCUUACCACAAUAAAA